AUGUCCGGCGAAGGCAAGCCUCCCUCUGACAUGACAGAGGCAAUCCCUCCCUAUUCUCCCGGCGCCUCUCCGGGGGCCAAAGACCGCCUGAUACGCCGCCGGGUUACCGUUGACGGCCGUGUCCGUUCUGGAUGCUUGACUUGCAAGACCCGCAAAAAGAAGUGCGAUGGACAGAUCUCCAGCGUUGACAACCGCUGCAGAGCCUGCAUCCGCCUGGGGCUCGUCUGCGAACAAUCGCCCCUGCGAAAGGUGGCACCACGACGUCGGACGCUGACAACAGAGGUAGCUACUACGCCAGAGAAUAUCAGCAACAAGCAGCAAGAGACCCAGAGCCAGGCCCGUUCUGACGGCAAGAUGGGCGAUUCUCAAGAUCAAACUCCUCCCAAUUAUAGCGAAGACUCCCUGAACAGUAUAGAACCACUGCUGCUCAAAUACUUCCUCAGUGACGUCGCACCACUCUGCUCAAUCCUGCAACAAGAUGGUGCUAGCUUCUGUUCUGUACUGCUGCCGAUGGCCAUCGUCGACUCCUCUCUAUUGCACGCUCUCUUCACCUAUGCUUCCGUCCAUUUCGAUGCCACCGCGCCCGUUUCAACGGCCAUCUCUCCCCGAACAAGGCUGGGGUUUGAGACUCAUGUCGCGCGCGGCAUCUCAAACGCAAUCGCUCGGAAUACCGUAACCGAAAGCACUGUGGCCUGCGCGCUGGUCGUUAGCACCGCUCAUGUUAUCGGCGGUGACACAUCUCGCUGGCUCCUACACUUGCAAGGUGCGGGACACCUAAUAAGCCACCUUGGUCCUCCACGGCUGCUCAAAAUCCCCGAUGGAGCGUUUCUUCUGCGAUAUUUCGCGUACCAUGACAUCAUGGCCGCCUUGAGCACUGGACGACACCCUUCGAUUGAGGGCGUAUAUUGGGCUCUCAAUAUUGAUGGAGAUGUCCAUUCCGCGGAUUCCUUCGUGGGCCUCGCGCAUCAUAUAUUUCGCCACAUCACGAGUAUCUGCGCGUUCGUUGCCGACACCUCUGAUCUCGACGCUUCUUCGAGUUGCGAUCGGUUGGCGAACGAAACUCUUCGGGCAGAAACCAUCGCUCAUGCACUUCGCUCACAGGAUUUGCACCUCCAACUGAGGUAUACAGAUAACUAUAGCGAAGCCCUUGUCCACCAUGCAGAGGCAUUCCGGUUUGCCGCUCUUUUCCAUCUCUACCGCCGAUUACUUCAUAUCUGCGGUCCAAGUGCCAUCUACGAACAGCACAUGGUGGAGUGUGUGCAACGUAUAUUCAGUCAUGUGUCCCUAGUUCCGUUGAACCUAUAUUGCGAAAUUGGAUUACUCUUUCCCUUGUUUAUGGCGGGAAUAGGCGGUGCCAACGAUGCAAGCGCCGUUCAUUACAUCCAAAACCGCCUCGACUACAUCGAAACCUGGACCAAGUUCAAGCAUGUAACAAGGACCCGGGAACUGUUGCAACUGCUUUGGGAUCAAAAGCGGACAGAUUGGGAGGUAGUGCUCCGGGAAUUAGAUUGGCAUAUAUCUCUGGCCUAA
Molecule: messenger RNA, 1530 nt
Organism: Blastomyces gilchristii SLH14081
Lineage: Eukaryota; Fungi; Ascomycota; Eurotiomycetes; Onygenales; Ajellomycetaceae
Exons: 1
Coding region: 1-1530 (509 amino acids)
Biological process (GO): positive regulation of transcription by RNA polymerase II
Cellular component (GO): nucleus
Molecular function (GO): zinc ion binding; transcription cis-regulatory region binding; DNA-binding transcription factor activity, RNA polymerase II-specific
Source: RefSeq, a predicted model, not a curated record